ACUUGUUUUUAUUUUCAGGUAAAUGUUAUACACAAAUAAAAUAGAAAAAAUAAAAGACAGAUUUUUACGGGCAGCCUUUUAAACAACAUUUACUCAAAAAUUCAAAACAUAUAUAAACUCCUUCAAAAUACCCAUUACUUCAAAAAAAACGUAAAAGAAAAGAAAAGAUGAAGUUAGGUGUGACAAUAUUUCUGAUUGUUGUAUGCUUAUACACCGAACAUGUGAUAGGAGGAUCGGUGUUUAUCUAUAACAACCUGCACCACGGACACUAUUUACAAGUGCAUUGCAAAUCCGGAGACAGCAAUCUCGGUGACCACGUGAGACGCCCCGGUGCGGCGUACAGUUAUUCUUUCACUGAUCAUAUAUUUGGAAAAACGCUUUAUUGGUGUCAUCUAUGGAAAGGUAAGGACUGGGAGAAUCAUGUGGCGAUCGUUGCCUACGAAAGUAAGCAGUUGCCUCAUCGCGACAAUUGGGUUAGAUGGUCGGUCAGGGAAAAUGGCAUCUAUCAAAAUGUGAACGGUGAGGAGAAUUACCAUUUCAGGUAUAAUUGGGAUGGUCACGUUUAGAUUUGGGUUUCAUUGAUAAUCAUGAUUCCCCAUCUAAUUAUGUAUAAUAUGGUAAUAUAACUCCUACUAAUUUUGUUGUUAUAUAUUCUUUUUGAUUCGAGGGAAGAUGUAAGAAUCAGAUCUACCUCUAUAUUUUAGAAAUGAUGUACGUCUCUGUUAAUCAUUAUUUUAAAUGAUAGAUUACUACUUAAAUCUAAUUUUAAUUUUUGAA
Arabidopsis lyrata subsp. lyrata is the source of this 777-nucleotide messenger RNA. Its product is annotated as S-protein homolog 21. The transcript has a single exon. Bases 168 to 566 code for a protein of 132 amino acids. The record is from RefSeq and is a predicted model, not a curated record. NCBI's taxonomy places the organism in Eukaryota, Viridiplantae, Streptophyta, Magnoliopsida, Brassicales, Brassicaceae.